Leptinotarsa decemlineata (Colorado potato beetle) is the source of this 1267-nucleotide messenger RNA. RefSeq lists its product as uncharacterized. Lineage: Eukaryota; Metazoa; Arthropoda; Insecta; Coleoptera; Chrysomelidae. The record is from RefSeq and is a predicted model, not a curated record.
GCCUCAAAUAACGAGCUACUUGCCUUCCUCAUCUUUACAUUCAACAAAAAUGAAUAUUCCGGGUAAACUGAAUUUGGCUGAUCCACAUUUCGAUAAACCUGCUCCCAUAGACAUAUUGAUAGGGGCAGACACAUUUUGGGAUCUUUUGAGUAUUGGUCAAAUAAAACUUGGCGAUGGUCUUCCAACACUACAAAAAACUAAAUUGGGAUGGUUAGUAUCAGGUCCUUUACGUACUGCAAGUGAAAGUUUCAAAACUUACCACAGCUGUAUUUCAACACAUAAUUUAGAAUCUCAAGUUGCAAAAUUUUGGGAGUUAGAGGAAUUUCCAAAAAUUUCAUUCCUAUCCGAUGAAGAAAACUAUUGUGAGAAACACUUCAAGGAAACCAUACAGAGAACCAUAGACGGUCGCUUUGUAGUAACAAUUCCAUUUAAACAAAAUGAAUUUGUUCUCGGUCAGUCUAAAACAAUAGCCGAAAACAGGUUUCGCAAUCUUGAGAAAAAACUUGAAAGAAAUCCCAACAUAAAGGUACAAUAUCACCAGUUCAUUGAAGAAUAUAUUCAACUCGGUCACAUGUCUUUAGCUGAACAUCAAAGUGACGAUUCAGGUUUCUUUCUUCCGCAUCAUUGCGUAUUGAAAGAUUCGACAACUACAAAAUUGAGAGUAGUCUUUGAUGGAUCCGCUAAAACCACGACUGGUAUAUCAAUUAACGAUAUCAUGAUGGUAGGACCCACCAUUCAAGAUAAUUUAUUUCAUAUUCUAUUGAGAUUUCGACAACACAAUUAUGUUCUGAGUGCAGACAUAACAAAAAUGUACCGUCAAGUGCUUGUCCAUGAAUCACAACGCGAUUUCCAAAAGAUAUUAUGGCGUUUCCAUCCUGAAAGUGAAAUUCAGGUUUACGAAUUGAACACAAUCACGUAUGGUUUGGCAUCUUCAGCGUUUCUGGCUAUCAGAUCACUGCAAGAAGUUGCACAUCUUAACAAGCAUGAGUUUCCAAAAAUUGCUGACAUUAUUUUACACGACUUUUACGUCGAUGAUCUUCUCACUGGUGGUGACACUGUAGAGGAGAUCAAUUAUAUUAAAGAAAAUAUUUCUAAACUUCUACUCUCCUACGGUUUUCCAUUGAGAAAAUGGAUAUCAAAUAAUAAACAUUUGCUUCUUGAUUGUAAUCCUGAUCUCUUACACAUAGGUGACAGGGAUCAAAAUAAAACACUCGGAUUACUAUGGAAUCCGAUNCAAUACAAUGGAUUAUCUUACUACAAUACUUGA